UCAUCGCACUGAAGUACGAUCUUUAUCACACUGCGCCUGCAAGUAAUGUGCGGGCCUUGUGGAGUGUCGAAAUCCGUACGAUGUCACGUGUUUCGUUAUGGAAAUAUUUAUAUAUGAACAAUGUGCGUAAAACGAUCGUUUAGAACAUUUUACCAGGAGGCCUAUUUGAAACGGGUGGUUCUAUUUCUAACAGGUCAACGAAUUUUCUCCCACUCACUGGACGGGUAUCCGAGGUCGCUUCAUGCUCCAGGCGUACAUUAAUUAGUCAAAACGUUUGCAUCACGCACGCCAUAAACAAUUGCCAUUGAUGUGUGUAUGCAAUAGUUCCGUGAGAAACCGAUUUUUACCCCGGUUUUCCCGAUUCGAUCUCGCGUCCACAGGUCCAGCUUUGUGAAGGUUGUGAUGGGUUUAAUAUAGAAUUGCGUCCAGUGCACUGUAAUCAGUAUACCGUUGCGGGUUACACCGACUAGACACGGUUGUGCAACAUCCUCGAUACGGAUCCAAGCUAGGCUCAAGUGUGCAAUGUUCAAGUUGGCAGUUAUUUGCGUCGUGGUGGCGAUUCUUAGUCACAGCCAUGCCCAAUGUCCCGAUAAUCCGUGCGGUGUGCAAGCCUCGUGCCGAUUGAACACGGCCGGCGUUCCGGUGUGUUCGUGUCCGUUCGGUUAUUUGGGCGAUCCGUUCAAAGAAUGCAUCCGGCCCGAGUGCGUAAGCGAUGGCGAUUGUACCGAGUUCCAGGGAUGUCGCAAGGGCAACUGUGUUGAUCCGUGUAUUUACAGCUGCGGUGAGAAUGCGGCCUGCACGACCAAACAUCACGUUCCGGUUUGUUACUGCCCCGAAGGUUUGACUGGCAGUCCGUUCGAGCGAUGUGAUCCUUUGUAAUUGCAAUAACGCAGAUCAUGUGUGAAUUAAAACUAAAUACAAACAAACAAACAAAAAAAAAGAGAGAGAGAGAGAGA
Messenger RNA from Anopheles stephensi (Asian malaria mosquito), 956 nucleotides. RefSeq names its product delta-like protein D. Bases 523 to 879 code for a protein of 118 amino acids. Lineage: Eukaryota; Metazoa; Arthropoda; Insecta; Diptera; Culicidae. The transcript is spliced from 4 exons. The record is from RefSeq and is a predicted model, not a curated record.